This is a messenger RNA of Galeopterus variegatus (Sunda flying lemur), 2115 nucleotides long. RefSeq names its product MAM domain containing 2 (gene MAMDC2). Lineage: Eukaryota; Metazoa; Chordata; Mammalia; Dermoptera; Cynocephalidae. Gene Ontology annotation, cellular component: membrane. The coding region runs from base 213 to 1166 and encodes 317 amino acids. The transcript has 9 exons. The record is from RefSeq and is a predicted model, not a curated record.
AAUUCAAGGUUAUUUUUGAAGUUGCUUUCAAUGGUCCCAAAGGAGGGUAUGUUGCCCUGGAUGAUAUUUCUUUCUCUCCUGUUCACUGCCAAAAUCAGACAGCCCUUCCUUUCAGUGCCUUGGACGCAAGCUGCAAUUUUGAGGAAGAUCUCUGCAACUUUUACCAAGAUAAAGAAGGUCCGGGUUGGGCCAGAGUGAAAGUGAAACCAAACAUGUAUCGAGCUGGAGACCACACUACAGGCUUAGGGUAUUACUUGCUGGCCAACACGAAGUUUACAUCUCAACCUGGCUACAUUGGAAGGCUCUAUGGCCCUUCCCUACCAGGAAACUUGCAGUAUUGCCUACGUUUUUAUUAUGCCAUCUAUGGGUUUUUGAAAAUGAGUGACACCCUAGCGGUUUAUAUCUUUGAAGAGAACCAUGUGGUUCAAGAGAAGAUCUGGUCUUUGCUGGAGUCCCCAAGGGGUGUUUGGAUGCAAGCUGAAAUCAGCUUUAAGAAGCCUAUGCCUACCAAGGUGGUUUUCAUGAGCCUAUGCAAAAGUUUUUGGGACUGUGGGCUUGUAGCCCUGGAUGACAUUACAAUACAAUUGGGAAGCUGCUCAUCUCCAGAAAGACUUCUACCUGCACCUGGAGAGUGCACUUUCGAACAAGGUGAAUGUGCAUUUACUCAGGAGAAAAGGAACAGGAGCAGCUGGCACAGGAGAAGGGGAGAAACUCCCACCUCCUACACAGGACCAAAGGGAGAUCACACUACUGGGGUAGGCUACUACAUGUACAUCGAGGCCUCCCACAUGGUGUAUGGACAAAAAGCACACCUGUUGUCCGGGUCGCUGCGAGGCGUCCCCGGAAAACACUGCUUGACCUUCUUCUACCACAUGUAUGGGGCAGGAACUGGCCUGCUGAGUGUUUAUGUGAAAAAGGAAGAAAAUGGUGAAGAGUCGCUCUUAUGGAAGAGAAGAGGAGAACAGAGCAUCUCCUGGCUGCGGGCACUGAUCGAGUACAGCUGUGAGAGGCAGCACCAGAUAAUUUUUGAAGCCAUUCGGGGAGUGUCAAUAAGAAGUGAUAUUGCCAUUGAUGAUGUUAAAUUUCAGGCAGGACCCUGUGCAGACAUGGAAGAUACAACUCAAUCAUCAGGAUAUUCUGAGGACUUAAAUGAAAUUGAGUAUUAAGAAAUGAUCUGAAUUGGAUUAACUACACAAAGGCCAUACCUCUCUGAUCAACUGAAAACAAAACAAAUGAUUACUGGACAGUCUUAACCAUUUCGUAAGUUAUAAAAUAACUUCAGAGCACCCUUCUUUAUUACUUUUGCAAAAAAUACUGACUCAGGGCUUUUUUUUUUUUUUCUUUUUGCUAUGACAACUGUUACUAGAAGUACAGGCUGUUGGUUUUGCAAAGAUCAUUCAUUAAUUUUUAACCAGUUAAAAAACAAAUGUACUAUAUUGUAGUCAUUAUAAAGUACAAAAAUAAAGGGCACAAUCAAAAUGAGAUGUGCUCACUUAAAUCUGCAUUCAGUGAAUGUACUGGGAGGAGAAUAGGUCUUGUGGUUUCCUUUUGAAUUUCAAGUAUCAUAAAUAUUUUUAAAGUAAAUAAUGUGGGGUGUCAGUAAUAUCUGCAGAAUGAAUGCAGUUUUUCAUGGUAACAAAUUAGUCUGGGAAAAUGAAAGUCUUCUUUUCUAUGAUUUAUUCAUAGAAAUGAAGUAUUAAUUUUUAAUAUUUUUACCAUAUGUGAUAACAAAGAAUCUUUCAUGAAUGUCCCAGGGUAAGUCAGUAUUAAUUAAUGCUGUAUUUGAAGGCAAUGCGACCUUCUUUUUUCCCCCCUUUGAACUACCUUUGAAAAUCACUAUGAGCAAAAGAAUAGAAAUUGCACUCUUUUUUUGUAAAGCAAGCUUGGAAAUGUUUAUGUACACACACCAAACAAUUUUUAUAAGCUUGUCAAACAAUUUUAUUGAUUUUUAUAAUAAAUGUUUUCAUAAGGUUUUGAGUAAUAUGAAUUCAAGCAGAUAUACUAAACUACUGCUUUUUACUUACUUGUUCAGAAAAUUGUGUAUAUAUGUUUGUGUACCCAAAUAGCUGUUAUGAAAUCAUAAAAUUACCUAAUAAAAGAUAAUUUGAAAAUCUU